AAGCUGGCAGCUGGGGGUCCCUCUUGGCUGUUCCUGCUUCAGCAUGGCUACCAGCACCCUUGUAAGCCCACCUGCCUGCCCCUCCUGCAGCCUGGGCAGCCGGGGCCGGAAUUCACAGCCCACCCUGACUCCUUUCUCUGUCAGGUCAGAGAGGCUGAGGGUGAGAUCCUAACGUGGGAGAAGGAGGAAAAAAAGCAAGAGGAAGGGGAGGCAGCAGCAGCAGCGGGAGCAUCAAUGAGAGAGGAGGCUCCAAACUCUCCCUCAACUCUGCUGCCCCUGAGGGGGAAGGCCCGCAGUGAGGGCCCAGUGGAGGCCACGCUGGAGUUGCACCUUCUGCAGAACAGGUGGGCCCUGUGGUUCUUCAAGAAUGACCGCAGCCGGGCCUGGCAGGAUAACCUGCAACUGGUCACCAAGUUUGACACAGCGGAGGACUUCUGGGCGAUUUACAGUCACAUCCAGCUGGCCAGUAAGCUCUCUUCAGGCUGUGACUAUGCCCUGUUCAAGGAUGGCAUCGAGCCCAUGUGGGAAGACGCCAGGAAUAAGCGGGGUGGCCGCUGGCUGGUCAGCCUUGCCAAACAGCAGCGCCACACUGAGCUGGACCGCCUGUGGCUGGAGACACUGCUCUGCCUCAUUGGGGAGAGCUUUGAAGAGUACAGCCAGGAGGUGUGUGGGGCCGUCAUCAACAUCCGAACCAAGGGGGACAAGAUCGCAGUGUGGACGCGGGAGGCAGAGAACCAGACGGGCGUGCUCUACAUCGGGCGGGUCUACAAAGGGCGCUUGGGACUCUCGACAAAGACCGUCAUUGGGUACCAGGCCCAUGCAGACACAGCUACUAAGAGCAACAUCCUGGCCAAGAACAAGUUUGUGGUGUGAGAGGGCCUGGGCACCCCUCUCCAUUCAGCCACCCCUGAGCCCCUCACUAUUGCUGUAUAUGUGUCCCGGCAGGACUGGGGGCGAAGGCGGAGGGCUGGUUCUCACCUGUUCGGGAGUUAAUACGAACAUUCUUUAACAUGAGUUGGGACCCAGGCCUAGGGGCUGCUCUGUGGGUGGUGUGGUGGAGGGCAGGCUGAGGACCCAGGGCAGUGUCACCCAGAGGUGGGGUGGGGUGUCACGGGGGAAGGUGGGAAGACGACAGGAACAGUCUAUGAUCCAGUACUGACUCUGUGCCUACCUGGAAAGGGGGCUAGCUAGGCCUGAGGACCAACCCUUCUGUUCUAGGGGAGGGUGCUCAAGCCUACUGCCACUCUGAGAGCUAGCAUUCCCGGGCCUCGCCUGCUGGUGAUCGCUGUGCUGGAAAA
Molecule: messenger RNA, 1298 nt
Organism: Myotis brandtii (Brandt's bat)
Lineage: Eukaryota; Metazoa; Chordata; Mammalia; Chiroptera; Vespertilionidae
Gene: EIF4E1B
Product: eukaryotic translation initiation factor 4E family member 1B
Exons: 6
Biological process (GO): translational initiation
Cellular component (GO): cytoplasm; eukaryotic translation initiation factor 4F complex
Molecular function (GO): translation initiation factor activity; RNA 7-methylguanosine cap binding
Source: RefSeq, a predicted model, not a curated record